This is a messenger RNA of Acanthamoeba castellanii str. Neff, 1809 nucleotides long. RefSeq names its product pyridine nucleotidedisulfide oxidoreductase domain containing protein. The transcript is spliced from 17 exons. The annotation marks the transcript as partial. The record is from RefSeq and is a predicted model, not a curated record. Gene Ontology annotation, molecular function: NADH dehydrogenase activity; calcium ion binding. Lineage: Eukaryota; Discosea; Longamoebia; Acanthamoebidae.
GGGAGGGGUGGUUGGCGCGGGGUGGGAACGGUGGCUGGGCUGGUGGUCGCGGCAGGCGCGCUCGGCGCGGUUGCGCUGGAGGGCCUGCAAGACGACGAAAACGACUCCCUCCUCUCCCGCACGCCCUUCGUGAGUGCCGUGCGUGCCGAAGAGAAGACCACUCCCAACGCCAAGGCCCCGCCCUCCAUCGUCUCGCAGAACCCGCCGGUCGAUAGGGCGGUCCAGCGUGAACAACAGGGAGGCGCCGACAAGCCCAUGCGCACCAAGAAGAGGGUCGUCAUCCUCGGCUCGGGCUGGGCGGCCGUCGGUGUGCUGCGGGAGCUCGACAACGAAGCCUACGAGGUUGUGGUCGUGUCGCCACGCAACUACUUCCUGUUCACCCCGCUCCUUCCCUCCGUCACCGUUGGCACGCUUGACUCGAGGAGUGUUGUUGAGUCGAUCCGACGCACCUUCAAGAGGGCCGGCGCCUCGGACGUGCAGUUCCUCAAUGCCGAGUGCACGGCCAUCAACCACCAGAGCAACAGCAUCACCUGCAACGACGUGAGUGGUGACGGCGCGGUCCGCUCGUUCGAUCUUGAGUACGAUCAGCUGAUCGUGGCGGUGGGCUGCGACAACACCACCUUUGGCACGCCCGGCGUGGAGAAGUACUGCCACUUCCUCAAGGAGCUGAAUGACGCCCGCCGGAUCAGGCAGCAGAUUACGCAGAACUUUGAGGUCGCCGGCCUGCCCGGCCAGCCAGAGGAAGAGAUCAAGCGUCUCCUGCACUUCGUCGUGGUCGGCGGAGGACCCACCGGAGUGGAGUUCGCGGCCGAGCUCCACGAUUUGCUGGUGGAGGAUUUGGAGAAGUGGUUCCCGAGGUCGCUCACGCAGCACGUCCGCAUCACCAUCAUCCAGAGCGCGGCCCAUAUCCUCAACACCUACGAUGCCAAGAUCUCUGACUAUGCCGAGAAGAGAUUCGGUCGAGAUGACAUCAACGUCAAGCCGCUUUGCCGGGUCCUCUCCGUGGACGAAAAGACCCUAUCGUACAACGACAAGCAGACCAACAAGACCGAGACGCUUCCCUACGGCAUGUGCGUCUGGGCUACCGGCACGUUGCAUGGCCCGCUGUUUUUACGUGGAAUUGGGCCUCGUCCGCUGGUCAAGAAGUUCUGCUCCACCAUCAAGGAGCAGACCAACCGUCGCGCGAUUGUGACCGACAGCCACCUCCGCGUGCUGGGCACCACCAACGUCUACGCCAUCGGCGAUUGCGGCACUGUCGAACAGAGGAGGCUUCUGUCCAAGUUCGUGGAUCUCUUCGAUCAAGCCGAUGAAAACAAGGACGGAGUGGUCAGUUUCGACGAGCUGAGUGCGCUGGUGGUCAAGAACAAGGACGAAUACCCGCAGCUUCUCAUCUACGCUGCCAAGAUGCAGGAACUGUUCGAAACGGUGGAUUUGGACAAGAACCAGGUCCUCGACAGAGAAGAGUUCAAGGCCCUGCUCACCGAAGUCGACAAGAACCUAGUCGAGCUGCCGGCCACGGCUCAGGUUGCAUCGCAGGAGGGCAAGUACCUCGGCCAGGCCUUGAACGCCUUGGCGCGCGGACAAGAGGUGGAGCAGUUUCACUACAAGCCUCUGGGCUCACUGGCGUAUAUCGGCGCAAGGGAAUCGGUGCUGGAACUCCCUGGCGGGUUCAGCUUUGGGGGGUUCACCACUUGGUUUGCCUGGCGCUCGGCUUACCUCGCCAAGCAGGUGAGCUGGCGCAACAAGUUCAUGGUGGCCAUGGACUGGAUGAAGGAGUUGCUGUUCGGACGCGACAUCUCCAAGUGCUAG